AUGGCUUGCGGCGGCGAAGCGCCUCUGGGGAAAGUCGAGAAGUCGCUGCGAAUUGGGGUUUCAUCCAGCCAUUCUUCAUUUUUUUCUUUUGUUAUAUCUUUAUUCCUUUCCUUUAUUUCUUCUUUCUUCCUCUUGAUUUUUUUAUAUUCUUUUAUUUUAUUCACAACUUUCUUUCAGUUUUUACCUCUUUUUUUAUACUUAAUUUUCGCUCUCUUUUCUAUGAAUGGCUUUUUUUUAUUUUUCUUUCUUUCUUUCUUUCUUCCUUUCUUUCUUUCUUUCUUUCUUUAUUCAUUCAUUUAUUUAUUGAUUUGGUUUCUUUUUGCUAUUUAUUUGAAUUAUUCCUUCUUUAUCUUCUUUUUUCUUCGAACUAAAUUAUUUUUCUCACUUCUUUCUUUCUUUUAUUUCUUUGUUUGCUUCAUUACUUUUUUAACUUUCACUAAUCUUUCUUUCGUUCUUCAUCAUUUUUCUCUUUAUCUACCACUUUCUUUCUUUUUCUUUCUUUUUCUUUCUUUUUCUUUCAUUCUUUCUUUCUUUUUUUCUUUCUUUAUAUGGUUUCUUUCUUUAUAUGUUCCAUUACUUUAUCUCCACCGGUUUUCUUUCGUUUUCCGUAUUUUGCGCUUUUUGCCUCUUUCCUUUUUUUAUCUUUCUUUAUUUUUUAUCUACUUUACUUUUCUUACGUGUUUCUGUCUUUCUUUUUUUUUUUUUUUGCUUCAUUAUUUUUUACCGCCCACUGAUCUUUCUUUCAUUCUUAAUCUUUUUUUCUUUCUUUCAUUCUUUCUUUCUUUCUUUCUGUCUUUCUUUCUUUCUUUCUUUCUUUCUUUCUUUGCCUAUAUUCUUUGUCACGUUCUCGGCGACUUAGCUUUCUUUGUAUUUUUCAUAUUUUUUUUUCUUUCUCUAACAUUUAACUUUGUGUUACUUUAUCGGUUUCUUUCUUUUCCAUUUCUUCUCUAUAUUUAUUUAUUUUAA
Acanthosepion pharaonis is the source of this 966-nucleotide messenger RNA. NCBI's taxonomy places the organism in Eukaryota, Metazoa, Mollusca, Cephalopoda, Sepiida, Sepiidae. The record is from the annotation of a GenBank genome assembly.